CCAUGGUGGUCACAUGCCAGGACACCUCCGACUACUUGAGAACACACGUGUGAUGGUGCAAUUUCUGCUUUUCUGAAAGAACUCGGAGGAGACCUGAUAGAGGAGCUUGGGGAACAUCUCCGUCAGGACACAGUCCCUGCAGGUCAAUGAAAUCUACCACGAUGAGUCUUUGGGGGCCCACAUCAACGUGGUGCUGGUGCGGAUCAUCCUGCUGAGCUGUGGGAAGUCCAUGAGCCUCAUCGAGAUCGGGAACCCUUCCCAGAGCCUGGAGAAUGUCUGCCGCUGGGCCUACCUGCAGCAGAAGCCAGACACAGACCACGACGAGUACCACGAUCAUGCCAUUUUCCUCACUCGGCAGGACUUCGGGCCAUCGGGCAUGCAAGGCUACGCUCCUGUCACUGGGAUGUGCCACCCUGUUCGCAGCUGCACCCUGAACCACGAGGAUGGCUUCUCUUCGGCCUUUGUGGUGGCCCAUGAGACUGGCCACGUGUUGGGCAUGGAGCACGAUGGGCAAGGCAACCGCUGCGGGGACGAGGUGCGGCUGGGCAGCAUCAUGGCGCCUCUGGUGCAGGCCGCCUUCCACCGCUUCCACUGGUCUCGCUGUAGCCAGCAGGAGCUCAGCCGCUACCUGCACUCCUACGACUGUCUGCGGGAUGACCCCUUCGCCCAUGACUGGCCGGCGCUGCCCCAGCUGCCGGGGCUGCACUACUCCAUGAAUGAGCAGUGCCGUUUCGACUUUGGCCUGGGCUACAUGAUGUGCACGGCGUUCCGGACUUUAGACCCCUGCAAGCAGCUGUGGUGCAGCCACCCCGAUAACCCCUACUUCUGCAAGACCAAGAAGGGCCCCCCCUUAGAUGGGACGAUGUGCGCUCCCGGCAAGCAUUGCUUUAAGGGACACUGCAUCUGGCUGACACCUGACAUUCUCAAACGGGAUGGCAACUGGGGCGCCUGGACCCCAUUCGGCUCUUGCUCACGCACCUGCGGCACAGGUGUGAAGUUCAGGACCCGCCAGUGUGACAACCCACCCCCAGCCAAUGGUGGUCGCACCUGCUCAGGCCUUGCCUACGACUUCCAGCUCUGCAACCCUCAGGACUGCCCAGACACCCUGGCCGACUUCCGCGAGGAACAGUGCCGACAGUGGGACCUGUACUUUGAGCAUGGUGAUGGCCAGCACCACUGGCUACCCCACGAGCACCGGGAUGCCAAGGAACGUUGUCACCUCUACUGCGAGUCCAAGGAGACCGGGGAGGUGGUGUCCAUGAAGCGCAUGGUGCACGACGGCACACGCUGCUCCUACAAGGACGCCUUCAGCCUUUGCGUGCGCGGGGACUGCAGGAAGGUGGGCUGCGAUGGGGUGAUCGGCUCCAGCAAGCAGGAGGACAAGUGUGGUGUGUGCGGAGGAGACAACACCCGGUGCAAGGUGGUUAAGGGCACAUUCACACGCUCCCCCAAGAGGCACGGCUACAUCAAGAUGUUUGAGAUCCCUGCGGGAGCCAGGCACCUGCUCAUCCAGGAGGCAGACGCCACCAGCCACCACCUGGAUGUCUGGACAAUGUGGUCAAUGAGCAGAGUACUUCCCCACCAGUGCCACACCUCCAUGCCUUGCUGACCAGUGGAGACGAGCCUCCCACACAGACAGACAUCUUUGACCUCCUCAAAGCCUCCUAUGAGAAAUUCAGCAUCCUGCGGGCCAGCGACAUUGAACAGAUGCGGUUUAAACAGGCUGAAAGUGAUCCAGUGCUUG
Messenger RNA from Ochotona curzoniae (black-lipped pika), 1744 nucleotides. RefSeq names its product A disintegrin and metalloproteinase with thrombospondin motifs 2-like. The transcript has 16 exons. Gene Ontology annotation, molecular function: metalloendopeptidase activity. Bases 230 to 1609 code for a protein of 459 amino acids. The record is from RefSeq and is a predicted model, not a curated record. Gene Ontology annotation, cellular component: extracellular matrix. Gene Ontology annotation, biological process: extracellular matrix organization; proteolysis. Lineage: Eukaryota; Metazoa; Chordata; Mammalia; Lagomorpha; Ochotonidae.